GGAGGAGCGCGCGGCCGCGGGCAAAGGAGGGAGGGAAGGAAGGAAGAGAGGGAGGCGGGCAGGCUGGCAGGCGGGCGGGCGCGGGGGUCGGGAACUGAGGCAGUAGAGGGAGGCAAAAGCCCGGCAGCCGCUUCGCGCUGUGUUUGCUGCGCGGGCUUUUGGAGGAGGCGGCUGUAGAGUCGGCUGAGGAGAAGAGGGCACCGGCGGCGUUGGUGCUAGCGCCUGGGGGCGGGGGACCGGAGAGGCGAGAAGGGGGGUCGCUGCGGUGGUUCUCUGGCUGUCGCGCUCCCUUCCCUCGCCUCUCUCCCGGCUCGGUGGGCUCCUCCCGGCGUCUCUCUCGCCUCCGGGGCCCCGCUCCCCGCCCCCCGCGGUAUGUCUUGAUCCCGAGCAGCGGGUUUCAUGGGGCUCCUCAGGAUUAUGAUGCCGCCCAAGUUGCAGCUGCUGGCAGUGGUGGCCUUCGCCGUGGCGAUGCUCUUCUUGGAGAACCAGAUCCAGAAACUGGAGGAGUCCCGGUCGAAGCUAGAAAGGGCUAUUGCAAGACAUGAAGUGCGAGAAAUUGAGCAACGACAUACAAUGGAUGGCCCUCGGCAAGAUGCAGCUUUAGAUGAGGAAGAGGACAUGGUGAUCAUUUAUAACAGAGUUCCCAAAACUGCAAGCACCUCGUUUACCAAUAUCGCCUAUGACCUAUGUGCAAAGAAUAAAUACCAUGUUCUUCACAUCAACACUACCAAAAAUAAUCCAGUGAUGUCACUGCAAGAUCAGGUACGCUUUGUAAAGAACAUAACUGCCUGGAAAGAGAUGAAACCAGGAUUUUAUCAUGGACACGUUUCUUACUUGGAUUUUGCAAAAUUUGGUGUGAAGAAGAAGCCAAUUUACAUUAAUGUCAUAAGGGAUCCUAUUGAGAGGCUAGUUUCUUAUUAUUACUUUCUGAGAUUUGGUGAUGAUUAUAGACCAGGAUUAAGGAGAAGAAAACAAGGAGACAAAAAGACUUUUGAUGAAUGUGUAGCUGAGGGCGGCUCAGACUGUGCUCCAGAGAAGCUCUGGCUUCAAAUCCCGUUCUUCUGUGGCCACAGCUCCGAAUGCUGGAAUGUGGGAAGCAGGUGGGCUAUGGAUCAAGCCAAGUAUAACCUAAUUAAUGAAUAUUUUCUGGUGGGAGUCACUGAAGAGCUUGAAGAUUUUAUCAUGUUGUUGGAGGCAGCUUUGCCCCGGUUUUUCAGGGGUGCUACAGAACUCUAUCGUACAGGAAAGAAAUCGCAUCUUAGGAAAACCACAGAGAAGAAACUCCCCACUAAACAAACUAUUGCAAAACUACAGCAGUCUGACAUUUGGAAAAUGGAGAAUGAGUUCUAUGAAUUUGCACUAGAGCAGUUCCAAUUCAUCAGAGCCCAUGCUGUUCGAGAAAAAGAUGGAGACCUCUACAUCCUUGCACAAAACUUUUUCUAUGAAAAGAUUUACCCUAAAUCAAACUGAGUAUAAGAUGUGAUUAUUAGAUUCUUCAACUAAAACUUCGACCCUGUCUUCACACUUGUUCUCAGCUCCACAACCUGGAUUGCUGAUAGGUAUAUAUGACAAUUUGUAUUGAGUUGAAUUAGGAAACGGUAAUGUCAAGGAAGUAGAUACUGACUAAUGUGUCAGUGUUCUAAGAAGUAUAAAUUUCACACAUUUUUCUUUUUUCUGGUUAAAUUUUGGUGAGAAUUAUAAACUCCUGCCUGGAAAAACCUGUAUAUCACCUGAGAUAAACAAAUGGCAGGUCUAAUCAAAAGGCUAAAUACAGUUUCAGAGAAGUUUCUGAUACUCUUGUUUUUGAUAAAGCUUUUUUUUAACUAACCAUGAAUGAAGAAUCCGUUUGCCACCGCCUUCACCGAAGGUUUGGAUUAAUACACCUCUACUGAAUAGUGUUGAUAACUGUUUGGCAGUGUGUGCUUUGUUUUGUGAAUCAUGUCUCAUGAAAUUUAUUGGAAUGUUUGAUCAUGUUUGCUAGAAAUGUUUCUGCUGUAGUUGGAUUUGCCCAUAUUUAUGUAGGUGAUUUUAAUUUUUUAAAAUAAUCAUUAGUGGUAAAAACCAGUUUAAACCAUGACUAAUACUGUAAAAAGAUAAAGAGUCAAAGCAGUAUUUCUCAUUCCUUUCUUCCCAAUAUCUAAUAUUGGGAAAAAUACUUCAAAGAAUGUUGAGAUUGUCUGAAGUUUUAGUUAAGACUUCCACACAUUAAUAUCAAAAAAGUAAGUUUACUAUUUGUUUUUUCCAUGUGUUAUUUGUAAAGCUGUAAACUGAGAUAUUGGUGACUCCAUAUUAUGCCUCCAUUAGUGAGCUGUGGUAUGGGUAGGAUUUUCCUACUUCUUCUGUACUUUUACCUGUAGACUAUUUUUACUAAGGUGCUUUAUAAUGUGUUUUAAAGCAUUGCAUUUACAAAAAAAGGAAAAUGCUGUAAAUAUUGCAUAUUUUAUGUAUUUGGACCAAAAGGUUACAAGUAAUUAGACAAAAGUGGUUUUGCACCAAUUUUAUUAUGUCAAGUAAAACCAUCAGACCUACUGUUCUUGUAUUUCUCAUUUAAUUUUACUGUUAAGACGUCACUGAACUGAACUUCAAUAAGCUUUCGAUUUUGAUACACAGUUCAUUGUUCAUAAAUGGAGGCAGUAGUUGUAGUGGAAAGAGUACUGGGAAGGGAGUCAAAAAAUUUGAUUUUAGGUCCUACCUAGCUCUGCCACUUACCAGCUGUGUGAUCUUGGGCAAGUCACUUAACCUCUCUCUGCCUCAAUUUCCUCAUCUUGAAGUGAGGAUAAUAAUACCUGCUGUACCUACCUCACAGGGCUGUUGUGAGGAUUAAAUGAGAUGGUAUGUGAAAGCACUUUGAAAAUUGUAAAGCGCUAUAUAAAUGUAAGGUAUUAUUAUAGAAACAUCUUUAACAUAUAGUUUCAUAUCAUUCAUUUUUUUAAACAAAGGGAAAAGUCCACUUGUAAGCUGGUUGAAAAAGUUAAUCUUGAUAUAAAUUUGUGUUUGAUAAAUAUCUUCUCAGUGUUUUAUCUUCCAUCUUUCAACAGCUAUUGAAAUGUGAAACACCUGUGAACUCUUAAAGAUUCACGAGCAGCUGAUUGAGUUAUAGAGGUUCCCUUUUGGAAAUAGACUUUGUUAGCUGACUAGAGUCAGGGAAGCUUUACCCUAAAAAUUUGAAAGACUUUUUUGUUUUUACUUUACAUUGCUUUUCAGAAAUGGUCGCUAUUUUAUACCUGUCAUUUUAAGGUAUGUUUCACAGAGUUUAAUUUCCCUGUGCAUUCUUUACCUUCUUCCCCUUCUUAGAGUUACAGAUAUAAAGAAUUUUAGAAAUAUUUUCUAAAAGGAUAAUCUUUAAUAUUUUUAGUGUAAGUAAAUAUUUCUGAACAAGGCUUUUUCAAACUGUAAGCAUUUUAGGCAGAUUACCUUAAAGGUUAUUAAUUGUGUGGGAAGGGAGGAGGGAACACUACUUAUCGGAAAACAUUUAUAAACAAACUAAAGAAAAACUGAAGGAGUGACAAAAUCAUUUUAGCGCCCUUUCCCUUCAAUAAUAUAAAAGUAUUAAGAGAACAUAGCCAGACAUAAUUUUCUGAUUCGAUUUUUCCUUUCCUUUUUUAAAAAUUAACUUUUAUGGGUAUUUCCUGAAAAUAUAUACAAAUUAUUUUCUUGCCCAAAAGUAAAGCACCACUUUAAAGUGGGGUUUGACAUUUACCUACUAAUGAACAAACCGCAGGAUACAGGUUAUUCUUGGAGUACAUGUUAAAAUCUUCUUGAGGUACAUUAACACUUUUAGGUAACCAGAACUUCAUUUAGUGCACUAGAUCAGGGGGUCAGUAAACUUUCUGUAAAGGGCCAGAGAGUAAAUAUUUUAGGCUUUGCAGGCCAUAAAGUUUCUGUCACAACUACUCAACUCUGCCAUUGUAACAAAAGCAGCUAUAGACAAUAUGUAAACAAGUGAGCAUAGUUAUGUUCCAGUAAAACUUCAUUUACAAAAACAGAUGGCAUGUGAGAUGUGAACCAUGGGCUACUAAGCCUUGCACUAGGUAAAUCAUUAUUUGUGGGGAAAUCAUUUUUGUAUCUGUACUCUAGUAUCCCAAAAGAGUUUAUAAAUUUCUAAAAUUUCCUAACUUAUAUCCAAAGAAUUGCUUUCUGUUUCAUGCAGGCUCUCUCAUAGAUUUAUAAACUUUUAUGAUUUAUAUUGCUUCCAGGUGGGCAUGUUUUCUUUCCCAGUAUAACAGUUCAGAAUAGGGGCAUUGAUUUUAUCUUUUAGGGUGGGUUAAGAGUAUCUUUUCUGGAGAUUGAGAAAGAGGCAUAUUUAAUCCCAUCUAGUCCAGUACAAUCCUAGGAGUCUGAGUCCUAAUAAUACUCAACUUUAACAUCAAUUCAAUAAAUAGAACCACAAUAAUGUAUUUUUUUAAAGUAGCAAAUGUUUUUUUUUUCUUUUCCAGCCUUUGUGCUUUUUCAGUAUUUUGACCAUAAUGAGAUAAUUUUUUUAUAAUACAAAAGUAAAUUAACCACUUUGAAUUUUGAAGAUAAUGUUAUGGGUGUAUGUGUGUGUGUGUGUGUAUAUAUAUGUGCGUGCACACACACUCGCGCAUAUAUACCUAUGUUUAUUUCCUAAAAGAGGAAAAUGUUUUGUUCAACUUGUAUUAACUCCUGUUUUCUAUUUGCUGUGAAAUGGCAACUGUUGAUAAAUUAUUGUGAUUGUUUUAAAAUGUAAUGAGAGGAUAUAUUUUGAUUUUACCCAGCUUUGAUCUGUAAAAUAUCAUUUAAAUAUAUCUGAUAGCAACACUUAAAAUAUUGCAUGGGGAUUAUUACUUUUCUAUCAUCCAUAUACAUUUGUGCAAUUUUGAAUAUAUUGGGUGCUCCUGAAUUCCUGACGAUUGAAUUUAAACUACUGAAAAUCAGAGAACUUACACUUAACUGAGUUUAAAAUUUUUAAUUUUAUUUUCUACUCUUAAAAUGCAAUUAAUGCCUAUAAUUUGAAAUCUACUGUUUCUUUUUCUCAAUAUAUGUUCUACUGGAAAUCCCUAAAAUUAUUGGUGCCAUCAGUGAUUUACGAACAGUAUUUUGAUAUUGCAGAUGAUUUGCUCAUUGUAUUUGCACAGUUAGAAAGAAAAUGGUUUGUAGACAAUGAUGCUCUUUUUCAAUAAAAUGAAAUAACUCUAAAAAAACACUAGAGAAUUUAACUAAAGGCUGGUUCCCAAAUGCAUAGCUGGCAUUUUCUGUUAUAUUCAAAUUCUACAUAGAGAACAUCUGUGUAAAUCCAUCUAGCUGGAUUUCCCAUUGGUCAUUCUCAAACACACCUAUGGUCCUAGAAUCCUUUAUUAUGAGAAGCACCCAGUACUGUAACCUUUUAUGAAGUUUGCCUUUCAGAGGCCCAGGUGCUUCUGCUUUGUGAUUUGAAAGUUUACCUCUUCAUAAAUUAGUGCUGUUUACUUUGAAGGGAAGUGGGCCAGUUGCUGUUAAGUUUUUGCAUCCAUUGACCCUAUGCAAAGUUGCUGUAUGUUGCCAACUAAACUGCUCUUUAGGCACCCUUCUGAAGGGAAAAGCAACCCUGUUUCAAAUCUGCUGCCAAUUCAGCUUCUCUGGAGUGGAGUUUACUUUCUGAUUUCAUGGAGCAGGAAUUUCAGAGAUUGAAAUGAAUGAUCUUUUAGUCAGAUUUAUCCUAUAAUUUUAUGCAGCUCUAUGGCCUUCGCAGUACUGUUUAUAAAGUGGACCCUGAUGGUGAUGAACUCUUUAAAACACAUUACUGGUAAGCCGAUGAUGAGACACACUGACACAAGACAGACUGUUGUCUGUCUUGAUUUUUUAGACAGCUUUUGUAGCUUUCUACGGAGAAUCAGGUAUGUGAGCAUCUGUGGAACAGUAUUGAAUGUAAUUCUGAGAAACAUGGAUUGUGUAUUUUGACUUUUAUUUUAUAAAUACACAGCUAAACAGUGCCUUUUUUCCCCCUCACAAUCCUGUUGGAAGAUGCUCACUACUUUCUAUGUGUCUCUCUUCUCUUUCCCAGCCCUUCCUCUGCCCCAUUCAGUUGAUUCAUUUAUGCAAUACUGUUUCCAACUUGAAACCAUUUUGUCACAUCUGUUGGAGAGAUAAUCACUCCUUUUCCUUAACUUCUGCCAGCUUUCUGUUGUUGAAGUGUUUCAGUUGACUACCUGAUGCAAAAGCUAUAAAAUAAACAUUCAGUGGGAAGGGGAAAAA
Messenger RNA from Microcebus murinus (gray mouse lemur), 6192 nucleotides. RefSeq names its product heparan sulfate 2-O-sulfotransferase 1 (gene HS2ST1). Gene Ontology annotation, molecular function: heparan sulfate 2-sulfotransferase activity. Gene Ontology annotation, cellular component: membrane. Lineage: Eukaryota; Metazoa; Chordata; Mammalia; Primates; Cheirogaleidae. The record is from RefSeq and is a predicted model, not a curated record.